AUGAGGUACGUCGUAGGAGUUGAUUUCCUCCUCAAUCCCAUUUUCUUACGUGGGUUUUCUGGUUCUGUGCAUCUAGUUGUGUUGCUCAUUCUAUUUAUCUCAUGGGUUUGCAAGAAAACUCGGAUUAAUAAGAUUGAGGGCCCAAAACAGAGUGUUAGAAUCACUAGGUUCUCGUAUCACAAGCGAACUAUGUUUUUUUGUCUGGGUCUGUCACUUUUUAAUCUUGUUCUAUGCUUAUUUAGCCACUUCUAUUGGUAUAGAAAUGGUUGGUCUGAGGAAAAGGUUGUGACCCUUCUAGAUUUGGUAAUCAAAACACUUACCUGGUUAGUUCUCUCUGUUUUCUUGCACACCCAGUUCUUUAAUUCAGGUGCAUCAAAGUUCCCAGUUGCUUUAAGAGUUUGGUGGGGGGUUUUCUUCUCUAUCUCUUGUUAUUCCCUUGCUGUGGACUUUGUUUAUUACAAAAAGCACCGAGCUUUACCAGUCCAAUUUUGGUUGUCUGACAUAGUUUGUAGUAUUUCUGGGUUGUUCUUCUGUUUUUUGGGGUUUUUAGGUAAGAAUGAAGGUGGAAAUGCCAUUCUUCAAGAAGCCCUUUUGCAUGGUAGUGCUAGUAAUGGUAUAGAGUCCAAUAAGUCUGGCGGGGGUGAAACUGUGACCCCUUAUUCCAGUGCUAGUUUCUUUUGUGUCCUUACUUUCUCUUGGAUGGGUAAUUUGAUUGCUGCCGGCUCCAAAAAAACGUUGGACCUCGAGGAUGUUCCUCAGCUUGCCAGUAUUGAUAGUGUCAGGUCGGCUUUUCCAAUUUUGAGAAAUAAGGUAGAAUCGGAUUGCGAGAGUAGUAGUAAAGUGACAACAUUUGUGCUGGUGAAGGCUUUGAUUUUCACGGUAUGGAAGGAAGUUUUAUUAUCAGCUUUUCUUGCGCUUGCUUACACAUUGGCUACUUAUGUCGGCCCCUACCUCAUUGAUACUUUCGUUCAAUACAUUAAUGGUCGUCGCGAAUUCAAAAACGAAGGUUAUCUUUUGGUUUCUACAUUCUUCAUUGCAAAGCUAGUUGAGUGUCUUGCACAGAGGCACUGGUUUUUUAAGUCCCAACAGGCUGGAUUUAGAGCCAGGGCUGCAUUGGUUGCCAUGAUCUACAAUAAGGGUUUGACCCUUUCAUGUCAAUCAAAGCAGAGUCACACUAGUGGGGAGAUCAUCAAUUUCAUGACAGUUGAUGCGGAGAGAAUUGGUGACUUCGGUUGGUAUAUGCAUGAUCCUUGGAUGGUGCUCUUACAAGUUGCUUUGGCAAUGGCAAUCUUAUACAAAAAUCUUGGGCUUGCUUCAAUUGCUACAUUUGUUGCUACUGUGCUAGUGAUGUCGGCAAACUUUCCUUUGGGAAAGUUGCAGGAGAAAUUUCAGGAAGAACUAAUGGCAUCUAAAGAUCGAAGGAUGAAGUCCACGUCCGAAAUUUUGAGGAACAUGAGGAUUCUCAAGCUUCAGGGUUGGGAGAUGAAGUUCUUGUCAAAAAUUGUCGAGCUCAGGAACACGGAGGCAGGAUGGUUGAGAAGAUACGUGUACACUACCGCCAUGACCUCUUUUGUUUUUUGGGUCGCCCCAACAUUUGUGUCUGUGGCCACGUUUGGUGCUUGUAUGCUUAUGGGAAUCCCACUGGAAUCAGGGAAGAUAUUGUCUGCACUUGCAACAUUUAGAAUACUUCAAGAGCCUAUUUAUAAUCUUCCUGAUACAAUUUCAAUGAUUGCUCAGACCAAAGUUUCCCUUGACCGAAUUGCUUCAUUCCUCCGUCUUCAUGACCUGCAGCCGGAUGUUAUACAGGUGCUGCCGAGAGGUACAUCUGACACAGCCAUUGAGAUAGUUGAUGGGAAUUUUACUUGGGAUGUGUCUUCUCCUACUUCAACUCUCAAAGAUAUAAAUCUCAGGGUGUCUCGUGGAAUGAGGGUUGCUGUUUGCGGUACCGUUGGUUCAGGCAAGUCGAGCUUAAUCUCUUCUAUCUUGGGAGAAAUGCCCAAAAUAUCUGGAGCUAUUAUGCUAAGUGGAACAAAGGCUUACGUUGCUCAGUCACCCUGGAUACAGAGUGGGAAGAUUGAGGAAAAUAUACUUUUUGGUAAGAAAGAAGGUGAAAAUGCCCUUCUUCAAGAACCCCUUUUGAAUGGUAGUGCUAGUAAUGGUAUAGAGUCCAUUAAGUCUGGUGGGGGUGAAACUUCUGGUGGGGGUGAAACUGUGACCCCUUAUUCCAGUGCUAGUCUCUUUAGUGUCCUUACUUUCUCUUGGAUGGGUAAUUUGAUUGCUGCCGGCUCCAAAAAAACUUUGGACCUCGAGGAUGUUCCUCAGCUUGCCAGUAUUGAUAGUGUCAGGUCGGCUUUUCCAAUUUUGAGAAAUAAGGUAGAAUCGGACUGUGAGAGUAGUAGUAAAGUGACGACAUAUGUGCUGGUGAAGGCUUUGAUUUUCACGGUAUGGAAGGAAAUUCUAUUAUCAGCUUUUCUUGUGCUUGCUUACACAUUGGCCUUGUAUGUCGGCCCCUACCUCAUUGAUACUUUCGUUCAAUACCUCAAUGGUCAUCGUGAAUUCAAAAACGAAGGUUAUUUUUUGGUUUCUACUUUCUUCAUUGCAAAGUUGGUUGAGUGUCUGGCACAGAGACACCGGUUCUUUAAGGUCCAGCAGGCUGGAUUCAGAGCCAGGGCUGCAUUGGUUGCCAUGAUCUACAAUAAGAGUUUGUCCCUUGCAUGCCAAUCAAAGCAAAGCCACACAAGUGGGGAGAUAAUCAAUUUCAUGACAGUUGAUGCUGAGAGGAUUGGUGACUUCAGUUGGUAUAUGCAUGAUCCCUGGAUGCUGCUCCUACGAGUUGGUUUGGCUUUGGCGAUCUUAUACAAAAACCUUGGGCUUGCUUCACUUGCUACGUUUGUUGCUACUGUAAUAGUGAUGUUGGCAAAUGUUCCUUUGGGGAAGUUGCAGGAGAAAUUUCAGGAAAAACUAAUGGCAUCUAAAGAUCAAAGGAUGAAGUCGACGUCUGAAAUUUUGAGGAACAUGAGGAUUCUAAAGCUUCAAGGUUGGGAGAUGAAGUUUUUGUCUAAAAUUGUCGAGCUCAGGAAUACUGAGGCAGGAUGGCUGAGAAGAUACAUGUACACUUCCGCGAUGACCACUUUUGUUUUUUGGAUUGCCCCUACAUUUGUGUCUGUGGUCACUUUUGGUGCUUGUAUUCUUUUGGGAAUCCCACUCGAAUCAGGGAAGAUGUUGUCUGCACUUGCAACGUUUAGAAUACUUCAGCAGCCUAUUUAUGAUCUUCCCGAUACAAUUUCAAUGAUUGCUCAGACUAAAGUUUCCCUUGACCGAAUUGCUUCAUUUCUUCGUCUUCAUGACCUGCAGCCGGAUGCUAUACAGAAGUUGCCGAGAGGUACAUCUGACACGGCCAUUGAGAUAGUUGAUGGGAAUUUUGCCUGGGAUGUGACUUCUCCUAAUCCAACUCUCAAAGAUAUAAAUCUCAGAGUGUCUCAUGGCAUGAGGGUUGCUGUUUGUGGUACCGUUGGUUCAGGCAAGUCAAGCUUAAUCUCUUCUAUCUUGGGAGAAAUGCCCAAAAUAUCAGGAGCUAUUAUGCUAAGUGGAACAAAGGCCUACGUUGCUCAGUCACCCUGGAUACAGAGUGGGAAGAUUGAGGAGAAUAUACUUUUUGGUAAGGAAAUGGACAGAGAGAGGUAUGAGAAGGUUCUUGAAGCAUGUGCCUUAAAGAAAGACCUGGAAAUUCUCUCCUUCGGUGAUCAGACAGUUAUAGGUGAGAGAGGAAUCAAUUUGAGUGGUGGACAGAAGCAGAGAAUACAGAUUGCGCGUGCCCUGUACCAAGAUGCUGAUAUCUAUCUAUUUGAUGAUCCAUUUAGUGCAGUGGAUGCUCAUACAGGAUCACAUCUUUUCAAGGAAUGUUUACUGGGGCUGCUGGGUACGAAAACUGUAGUUUAUGUUACUCAUCAAGUGGAGUUCUUACCGUCUGCAGAUCUUAUCCUGGUCAUGAAAAAUGGGAGAAUUACGCAAGCUGGAAAAUAUGACGACAUUCUAAAUUCAGGAAGCGACUUUAUGGAACUUGUGGGUGCCCAUAAGGAAGCUUUAUUGGUGCUUGAUUCUGUAGAAACACAUUCAGGCUCGGGAAAAUCAAAUAUUAACGAGGAAGUUGAUGGUAUUGGGGAUGCUAAGAAGGUGCUCAAGGAUGAGAAAACUGCGGUUGGUCAAAAUGGCAAAGCAGAUGAUGUUGGGGGGCCAAAAGGUCAGCUUGUUCAAGAAGAAGAAAGAGAGAAAGGUAAAGUUGGUUUUUCAGUCUACUGGAAAUAUAUCACUACCGCGUAUGGAGGAGCACUUGUGCCCUUUAUAUUAUUGGCACAAGUUUUCUUUCAGCUACUUCAAAUUGGGAGCAAUUACUGGAUGGCAUGGGCAACUCCGGUCUCAAGUAAUGUACCGCCUCCUGUUGGAGGCUCGACUCUUCUAAUUGUCUAUGUAGCUUUGGCAAUCGGAAGUUCUUUUUGCAUCCUUUCCAGGGCCUUGCUUCUGGUGCCGGCCGGGUACAAGACUGCCACAAUCCUGUUCAAUAAAAUGCAUUUCUGCCUUUUGCGCGCCCCUAUGUCUUUCUUUGAUUCCACCCCUAGCGGACGGAUACUGAACAGAGCAUCUACAGAUCAAAGUGCAGUUGAUUUGGACAUUCCAUUUCAAGUUGGGACUUUUGCCUUCUCAAUAAUACAACUCCUUGGAAUUAUUGCAGUGAUGUCGCAGGUUGCUUGGCAGCAAUAUUACAUACCAGCAGCACGAGAAUUGGCACGGUUAAUUGGAGUGUGCAAAGCUCCAGUUAUACAGCAUUUUGCUGAAACAAUCUCAGGAUCAACUACGAUUAGAAGUUUUGAUCAGGAAUCUAGAUUCCGGGACACAAAUAUGAAAUUGAUAGAUGGGUAUUCUCGACCAAAGUUUCACAGUUCUGGUGCAAUGGAGUGGCUAUGCAUUCAGUUGGAUAUGUUGUCUUUAAUUACAUUCGCCUCAUCCUUGGUUUUUUUGAUCUCUGUUCCGGUGGGAGCAAUUGAUCCAAGUGUUGCGGGAUUAGCAGUGACAUAUGGGCUUAAUUUGAACAUGAUACAAGCUUGGGUCAUACGGAAUCUUUGUAAUCUAGAGAAUAAAAUUAUAUCAGUUGAAAGGAUACUUCAAUACACUUCUCUUCCCAGUGAGCCUCCUCUUGUUAUAGAAUCUGCCAGGCCAGAGGCAGAUGGUCACUGGCCGUCACAUGGUAAAGUUGACAUUUGUGAUCUAAAGGUGCGAUAUGCCCCACACAUGCCACUUGUGUUAAGAGGCCUCACGUGCACUUUCCCCGGAGGAAAGAAGACUGGCAUUGUAGGAAGAACGGGCAGUGGUAAAUCAACACUUAUACAGACACUCUUCCGUAUUGUUGAACCCGAUGGUGGACACAUUUUUAUAGAUGAUAUCAACAUCUCUUCGAUCGGGCUGCAUGAUUUAAGAUCUAGAUUGAGCAUAAUUCCACAGGACCCAACCAUGUUUGAGGGGACGAUACGAAGCAACCUGGAUGCGCUUGAAGAGCAUACGGACGAACAGAUUUGGGAGGCUCUCGAUAAGUGCCAGCUUGGAGAGGAGGUUAGGAAGAAGGAAGGCAAACUUGAUUCAGCAGUUAAUGAGAAUGGAGAGAAUUGGAGUGUGGGUCAAAGACAGCUGGUCUGUCUUGGCCGUGUGCUACUGAAGAAAAGCAAGGUUUUGGUGCUUGAUGAGGCUACAGCAUCAGUUGAUACAGCAACUGAUAAUCUGAUCCAGCAAACCUUGAGGCAACACUUCUUCGACUCCACAGUCAUAACCAUUGCACAUAGAGUAACAUCUGUGCUCGGCAGUGACAUGGUCCUACUAUUAGAUCAUGGAUUAAUCGAGGAAUACGAUACUCCAACAAAAUUGCUGGAAAACAAGUCAUCUUCAUUUGCUAAGCUCGUAGCAGAGUACAGCGUGAGAUCAAAUUCUAGUUACGAGACUUCGAGAACUUUGGAUGCCGGACCACACCAUUAA
Molecule: messenger RNA, 6021 nt
Organism: Ilex paraguariensis (yerba mate)
Lineage: Eukaryota; Viridiplantae; Streptophyta; Magnoliopsida; Aquifoliales; Aquifoliaceae
Source: the annotation of a GenBank genome assembly